AUGAUAUGCAGGCGAGAGGUGAGAGCCGGAGCGAUCCCAGUGGAUAUGCGGGAGUGCGCGAGAGUGUACCCUCAGAAAGACGAUAUCAGCCUAUCAGAGGGCAGCACGGUGGACCUGAGGAAGCCUGGAGAGGAAGAAGAUCAGUACUCAGAGAUGGCUGAAGAGGCCAUGGACCCAGACUCCUGCUUCCCAGACAUGUGCGUGGCGAGGUUUCAGUGCUGCGACAUCGACACGACCGCAGGUCUGGGUCAGACCUGGUGGCGGCUGAGGAAGACCUGUUACCAGAUCGUAGAGCACAGCUGGUUCGAGACCUUCAUCAUCUUCAUGAUCCUCCUCAGCUCCGGAGCGCUGGCCUUCGAGGACAUCUACAUCGAGCAGAGGAAGGUGAUCAAGGUGGUGCUCGAGUACUCGGACAAGAUCUUCACCUACAUCUUCAUCCUAGAGAUGUUGCUCAAAUGGCUCGCCUACGGCUUCAAGAAGUACUUCACCAACUACUGGUGCUGGCUCGACUUCCUCAUCGUCGAUGUCUCGUUGGUCAGUUUGGUGGCCAACACGUUGGGUUAUUCCGACUUUGCAGCGAUCAAAUCCCUGCGGACGCUGCGAGCCCUGCGGCCCCUCAGAGCCCUCUCCAGAUUUGAAGGCAUGAGGGUGGUGGUGAACGCUCUGAUCGGUGCGAUUCCCUCCAUCAUGAACGUGCUGCUGGUCUGUCUCAUCUUCUGGCUCAUCUUCAGCAUCAUGGGCGUCAACCUGUUCGCCGGAAAGUUUGGCCGCUGCGUCAACCGCACGGGCCACAUCUUCGACUCGUCCUUCAUCAACAACAAGUCAGAGUGCGAGGCGCUCAACGACACCUCGCUCUACUACUGGACCAAAGUGAAAGUCAACUUCGACAACGUGGGUGCCGGAUAUCUGGCUCUGCUGCAAGUGGUGAGCAGGGACAAUCAUCUCACGUAA
Messenger RNA from Sander lucioperca (pikeperch), 951 nucleotides. RefSeq names its product sodium channel protein type 5 subunit alpha-like. Gene Ontology annotation, cellular component: voltage-gated sodium channel complex; plasma membrane; axon. Bases 1 to 951 code for a protein of 316 amino acids. Gene Ontology annotation, molecular function: voltage-gated sodium channel activity. Gene Ontology annotation, biological process: membrane depolarization during action potential; sodium ion transmembrane transport; neuronal action potential. NCBI's taxonomy places the organism in Eukaryota, Metazoa, Chordata, Actinopteri, Perciformes, Percidae. The record is from RefSeq and is a predicted model, not a curated record. The transcript has 8 exons.